Molecule: messenger RNA, 608 nt
Organism: Camellia sinensis
Lineage: Eukaryota; Viridiplantae; Streptophyta; Magnoliopsida; Ericales; Theaceae
Product: protein argonaute 1C
Molecular function (GO): protein binding
Source: RefSeq, a predicted model, not a curated record
UCGUGAAUUUAAGGUCUCAUUCAAAUUUGUUGCUAAACCUGACAUACAUCAUCUUCAAGAAUUCAUGCGUGGUAGGCAACUUGAUACCUCACAAGAAACUAUACAAGUUCUUGAUGUGGUUUUUAGGGCAACACUGUCGAUGAAUAAUGCAGUUGUGGGAAGGUCAUUCUUCUCUCCAAGCUUUGGUGUAGGUGACCUUGGAAAUGGAUUUAAAUAUUGGAAAGGAUUCUAUCAAAGUCUUCGUCCUAUUCAGAUGGGCCUCUCCCUUAAUAUUGAUAUGUCAGCCAGAGCAUUCUACGAACCCAUUCUUGUUACUGACUUUGUUGCAAAGUAUUUCAAUGUUAAGGAUAUGAUAAGGCCUCUAUCCGAUCAAGAAUGUCUUAAGGUCAAGAGAGCUCUCAGAGGCAUUAAGGUUGAACUUGCUCACAGGAAGCAUGUUCAGUGCCGUAGAAUUUCAGGCUUGUCAGUUCAACCAACCAAUCAGUUAACACAUGUAGACCAGUGAAGACUACAAGUUUAAUGCUAAGACAUGAUUUUUGGAUAUAUGUUAGUUUGUGGUUAAUGUUAAAAUAUGAUUUUUAGAUUUUGUAUAUGUUAAUUUUGUGGAU